GGAACCUCCCUCAUGUCAUGACUCAACACAUCAGACAUACAUUAGCAGACUCUGGUAAAGAAAACACAUUCAGGUUGUGGUCCUCCAGCUUUCAAAGAUUUCCCAUUGAAAAAUGGAAAAUUUCUACAAUAACAACACCUCACAGAACACAAGCGACAUCGACUUCUACUAUGAUUAUGACAGCAACAUCAACACCACCAACACCACCAACAUCACCAACAGCCACUACUAUAAUGACAAAGCUCAAUCCAUUGUAUAUGUGGUGAAAUGCUUUAUCAUUUGUAUCGGCCUUCCUUUGACCCUUGUAGCCAUCCAUGGUGUUUAUUCUCUGGUGAGAACCAAUCACGUUGCUCCGAUCUACAUCAUCAACCUCCUCAUUUCUGACCUCAUUCAACUCUGCUGCAUGAUCGUUGAAGUGACAAAAUCGGAGAAUCUGACGAUCAGAGAAAUCUUCAUUUUUCUGUACUAUUUUGGUCUGAUGGCCAGUGUGGGCUUCAUGGCAUGUGUUGCCCUGGAAAGGUAUUUGGUCAUUGCCUGGCCUCUGUGGUAUCGCUUCAAAAGAAACAUCAAGAUCUCUACUGUGACCUGUGUUGUGACCUGGACCCUUCCUCUUGUAUUCCUCAUCCCUUUCUAUUUAAAGGUUCAUUUACAUAUUUUGACAAGCAUCUUUGCUGUCUUCCUCCUCCUUCCCCUCCCCUUGUUUCUAUUUGUCCUGGUUGGGACCUUUAAUGCUCUGUCAGCCAGCCGUGUCCCCUCUGAUGAAAAACGACGGAUUGUGGCAGUUUUGUUUGUGGUGCUACUAACUUACGUUCUGCUUUUCCUGCCUACCACCAUUUGGGGCCUUGUAGAAAAAGCCAGAAUUAAUGUUACUUUUUAUUAUGUGUCUUUUACUUUAAUACAGUUCAGUCCUCUUGCAGACUUGUUUCUGUAUGUUUUCAUUAGGAAAGGAGCUGUAGACAAGAUUUUGGCCUCUCUGUGUUGUUGCAGAAUGGAGAGCAAUGAAUUCAGUAUGUCAACAGAGACUGAAUGAUGACAACAUAUACACAGUCGCUCCAUGUAGGCAGACAAAGAAAGAAAAUAGUUGAAGACAUGAAAUUAUUUUUUAUGUUUUUGUUAUUAACUAAAAGUUCAUGUAUAUCAUUAUUACUCUUUAAUCAUAAAAUAAAUCUUAUAUUAUUUUUAAUAGCUGAGCUAUUCAGCACCAUGAUUACACUGUCAUUAUAUCCACCACUCUCUCUUAUUCUCAAAUCUUUAUUUUGACUGUUUUCUGCAUGUUUAAAUCAAGGAGAGCUUUGGGAUUUUUCUUCUUUCUCUCAAUUCAGUUGUUCUCUUCUUUCCUAGUUAUUGUAACUAGUGUAAUGUCUAACAACAGCAGUAUUUUUCAGUUGUUUUUUUUAAACCAUACAACAUACUUUUGUUUAUCUUUAUUCAACAUCAGUUUUAUUUUUAGUGUUUUAAUGGUAGGCAUGCUUAGCUUCAGCGUGUGAUUUAGCACAGGUAUCUUGCUAUAGUUAUAGUGUAGGCUUGGAAAUAUGGGUAAAAUCUUAUAUCAUGGUAUAUAUAUUAUUGGAAAUGAAAUAGUACAUGCACUGGUAAUCAGUCCUAACAAAAUAAAGGUAAAAUCUAAAAUAACAAAUCUUGAUUUCCUCAUGGUAUACAAAUAAUGUGCAGAAGUUUUAGUCACCUCACACACACAAAGAACUCACAAAGAACUAUCUUCAGAAACAAAAACAGAGUCCUGGCCUGAUCUCCAUAUCACAGAGUCAGCCUGAGAUUACAUGAAGAGACGGAAGACACUAGCUGGUAAUUCAUGUAUUCUU
Messenger RNA from Lates calcarifer (barramundi perch), 1820 nucleotides. Its product is annotated as proteinase-activated receptor 2. The coding region runs from base 113 to 1030 and encodes 305 amino acids. Gene Ontology annotation, molecular function: G protein-coupled receptor activity. Gene Ontology annotation, biological process: positive regulation of Rho protein signal transduction; phospholipase C-activating G protein-coupled receptor signaling pathway. The record is from RefSeq and is a predicted model, not a curated record. Gene Ontology annotation, cellular component: membrane. The transcript is spliced from 4 exons. NCBI's taxonomy places the organism in Eukaryota, Metazoa, Chordata, Actinopteri, Centropomidae.